AUUGCAGGAGGAACGACGAUAUGCAUGCUCACAAACAUUUUGUGCGGGGUGUGAGGCAAAGUUUGACCCCUGUUUAUAUCCUUCAAGAGAUUCGAGCAACCGCCUCUGGACAGCCACGGGGUGCAUCUUCUUCUUCGAAGGAAACGCAUCGUCAUUGUUCUCGACCGAGGCAAUGGCGAAGUAUGUCGGGGAGAGCGGAGCAGUCGCACAAUCCGUCCGUUGUGAUUCAAAAUUCAAUGAACAAUCGGGAACAUGGUGAGCCAGAUAAUCGGGAUGAGGAAAUGAAUGAUUUGGAUGAUGAUCCACCUGCUUAUAUGAAUGCACUCCCGUCUGUGUCUGUGGCAACACCGUAUGCAGCGGUUGAGAACACCGUGACUAUUGUUGCGAACGCUAGCACGGUUCGGGCAUUCGACAUUGGUGGUCGAGAACCGUGCAGGUAUUGUGGUGCAAAGUUGUGGAAUCAUGAAAAAAGUUGGACAAAAAUAUAUUGCAGAAAAGGUACGAGACGUUGUCCUCUGUGGGAAUGGCCUCGAGAAGGGUCCUUGGAGCAUGAAAUUCUUUCUAUUUGGACGUCUCAGACUCCCGACGGCCGAUUCGUUCGAAACAAUGCGAGGAUAAUCAAUAACAGUUUAUCUCUCGCAUCCUCGCGGUUGAAGCAACCGAGCGAUGGCGUUCAGGGAUUCCAGGGCCAACUUCGGGCUCAAGGUCCGAUCUAUCAUCGUGUCGGUGCAUUGGCUGUGGGGGAAGGGGAACGUCUUCGGUUUGCACAACUUUACUUGCACGAUCCUCACCGUUUGGAUGAUGCGAUUGAUCAAAGAGUGGAUUUCCUAAAUUUGUCUGCACACACGUCUGAUGUCGAACUUCACCGAAUGAGACGACUCUUAAAAAGGUUUCGCAAGUUGCUACAACAGUGUAACAACUAUGUGAAGGACUUCAUGACCAUCACCGACCUUCCGCCAAGAGCGUUGAAUGGAAGGAAGUUGGUCAUAAAUCCGGAUGCUAUGCCCGCGGAGGAACAUGCGAGGCGUUACAACCGUCCAAUGGGGCUACAGAAGGGUGAUCUUGCCGAACUUAUCCGGCGUGCGGACUUGAUCGUUUGGGAUGAGGCUCCGAUGAGUAACAAGUUCCACUUGGAAGCUCUUGACAUUACGCUUCGAGAUCUCUGUAACAGUAACCUCCCGUUUGGAGGAAAGGUUUUGCUUCUUUCUGGGGACUUUCGGCAGGUUUUGCCCAUUGUGAAGCAUGGGUCUCGAGCGCAGCAAAUUGAUGCCUCUAUCAAAAUGUCUCCUUUGUGGAAACUCUUUGAGGUCCAUUGCCUGAAUGAGAAUAUGCAGAUCUUAAGCUUAGGGAAUGAUCCAAUGGCGCGAAUGUAUGACAUGUUUUUGAUGCGUAUUGGGAAUGGGGAUCCUAUUCGUUUUGUUCCUAACGAACCUGCCGCGGUCAAACUGCCGCAUGAGAUUUGCACUGAUAAACCUAUUCGUGAUUUGAUUUCCUGUACGUUUGAGGAUGUGUGUGAACACGUUGGGGAUGCUGACUAUUUUAACGCUCGAUUGAUUCUCUGUGCCACCAAUGAUGAUGCGGGGUGUGUUAACGAUAUGGUUCUCAACGAUUUCCCUAGCGAGUCCAACUGGAUGUUCCAAUCCCUUCUGCACGAUGAGUACAUUGCGCUCAGCAAUGAAGAGAUUGCAAGAAUGACAUUUCAUUUGCCCUAUUGUCCGACGGAUGGUACUGUUCCGGAGCCCUUCUUUAGAUAUGCUCGUAUACAAAGUCUCAUCAAAAGAAUUCCUGUCGGUGUUCCUUCUUCCGCUCCUCCUCGCGCUACUGUCCGUCCACUGUCAUUACCGGCACCGUCUCCUACGAAGUUUCAACGUCUUGCAGAUUACGCUUCGCCGUCCAAUGUGGCGACGACUGUCGUCACUGCUUCUACGGUUGUUUCUGCUUCGCCUGCCGCUAUGUUUACUCCAUCUCCUACUGAUUGCGUUGUUCCCGCUCCUUUCGAUAUUGUCGUCUAUGAGUCUCUUGCAUCCAUUGGUCCCAAAAAUGUGCAUGCGCAUCUCUUCCAUCUUGAUAGCUUUCACAGGUUGCAAGAUAUCGCACAAGCGGCUGACGAGCUGCGUACGGAUAUGAACACGUGGAGGUCUGUUGAUGCUGCCAUCCAUCUUGACUACAAUCGGCAGCGACAAAGUCCAUUCCAAACUUUUGAGGAUUAUCGCCAGGAAGUGCUACAACAGAGUUCUGUUCGUGAGAUGUUACGAGAGUUUCAUUCGACUGAUGGGAAUUGAUUGCUCUUACAUGAGAUGGA
This is a messenger RNA of Chara braunii, 2302 nucleotides long. NCBI's taxonomy places the organism in Eukaryota, Viridiplantae, Streptophyta, Charophyceae, Charales, Characeae. The record is from the annotation of a GenBank genome assembly.